Loxodonta africana (African savanna elephant) is the source of this 2291-nucleotide messenger RNA. It is a transcript of the gene ZNF768, whose product is annotated as zinc finger protein 768. The coding region runs from base 107 to 1771 and encodes 554 amino acids. Gene Ontology annotation, biological process: transcription by RNA polymerase II; regulation of transcription by RNA polymerase II. Gene Ontology annotation, cellular component: nucleus. The transcript is spliced from 2 exons. NCBI's taxonomy places the organism in Eukaryota, Metazoa, Chordata, Mammalia, Proboscidea, Elephantidae. Gene Ontology annotation, molecular function: RNA polymerase II cis-regulatory region sequence-specific DNA binding; DNA-binding transcription factor activity, RNA polymerase II-specific. The record is from RefSeq and is a predicted model, not a curated record.
GCGCUGAGCGGGCAGGCGGCGAGGGCCCGGGGCUCAGGCCACUCGGGCCGGGUCGCAGGAUCGUCCUCCAUCGCCGCCGCUGCCACCGCACUGGGAGUCGGCGGGGAUGGAGCGGGAGGCGUCGCCGUGGGGCCUCGAGUCCCGGGAUGUACACAGUCCAGACGAAACGGGGAGCGUCGAAGGGUCCCUCAAAGGCAACAUAAGUGACAAUGAGGAAGAAGAAAUUUCUCAGCAAGAAGGCCCUGGGGACUAUGAGGUUGAAGAGAUACCUUUUGGACUUGAACCCCAAAGUCCAGAGUUUGAACCCCAAAGCCCCAGGUUUGAGCCUGAAAGCCCUGGUUUUGACUCUCAAAGCCCUAGGUUUGUGCCCCCGAGCCCUGAGUUUGCACCCAGAAGCCCUGAAUCAGAUUCUCAGAGCCCUGAGUUUGAACCCCAGAGUCCCAGGUUUGAACCCCAAAGCCCUGGGUAUGAACCCAAGAGCCCAGGAUAUACACCCCGGAGCCCUGGGUAUGAACCCAAGAGCCCUGGGUAUGAACCCCAGAGCCCUGGAUAUGAAUCCCAGAGUACAGGGUAUGAACUCCGGAACCCUGAAUCUGAAACCCAGAAUGCUGAGUUGAAAACCCAGAAUCCCAAAUUUGAAGCUCGAAGUUCCAAAUUCCAGGAAGGUGCAGAGAUGCUUCUGAAUCCUGAAGAAAAGAAUUCAUUGAGUAUCCCCUUGGGAGUCCACCCCCUGGACUCCUUCACCCAGGGGUUUGGGCAACAGCCUACAGGGGGCCUGCCCCUAGGGCCGCCUUUUGAGAUGCCCACAGGCACUCUACUGGCUACACCCCAGUUUGAGAUGCUUCAGAAUCCCCUGGGCCUGACAGGAGCCCUCCGGGGUCCAGGCCGGCGGGGUGGUAGGGCAAGGGCUGGGCAAGGCCCUCGGCCUAACAUCUGUGGCAUCUGCGGGAAGAGCUUUGGGCGGGGCUCCACCCUGAUCCAGCACCAGCGAAUUCAUACAGGUGAGAAGCCGUAUAAAUGUGAGGUCUGUAGUAAGGCCUUUUCUCAGAGCUCUGACCUCAUUAAACACCAGCGCACCCACACGGGAGAGCGGCCCUACAAGUGUCCCCGUUGUGGCAAGGCCUUCGCUGACAGCUCUUACCUGCUUCGCCACCAGCGCACCCACUCAGGCCAGAAGCCCUACAAGUGCCCCCACUGUGGCAAGGCCUUUGGCGACAGCUCCUACCUCUUGCGGCACCAGCGCACCCACAGCCAUGAGCGGCCCUAUAGCUGCCCUGAGUGUGGCAAGUGCUACAGCCAGAACUCAUCCCUGCGUAGCCACCAGAGAGUGCACACAGGGCAAAGGCCCUUUAGCUGCGGCAUCUGUGGCAAGAGUUUCUCCCAGCGCUCGGCACUUAUCCCCCAUGCCCGCAGCCAUGCCCGUGAGAAGCCCUUCAAGUGCCCUGAGUGCGGCAAGCGCUUUGGCCAGAGCUCGGUGCUGGCCAUCCAUGCCCGCACCCACCUGCCUGGCCGCACCUACAGCUGCCCCGACUGCGGCAAGACCUUCAACCGCUCCUCCACGCUGAUUCAGCACCAGCGCUCCCACACAGGCGAGCGGCCCUACAGGUGCGCUGUGUGUGGCAAGGGCUUCUGCCGCUCUUCAACGCUGCUGCAGCAUCACCGUGUCCACAGUGGUGAGCGGCCCUACAAGUGUGAUGACUGUGGAAAGGCCUUCUCACAGAGCUCCGACCUCAUCCGCCACCAGCGGACCCAUGCAGCCGGCCGGCGCUGACUAGGGACCCUGCCAGGGGUGGGGAGGUGGUGGGUAGAAGAGAAGGGGGCAAGGAGCUAGAGAAACAUUGAGAACGGUGAAAAAGCUGGAGAGAAUGGAGUUGCGGGUUCUAGGAUAAGGGGGCCAGGGUGGAGGAAGUUACAUGCCCUGGAGACUUAGGGGAAGUGGGCUAUGAAGAGGGGUUGGAGGGAGGCCAAAUAGGCAGCAAGAGGCUUUGGGAGAGAUCCAGAAAGAGGUCAGCAGAGAGCUGUCCUCAGCAGCAGCAUGCCCCUUGGUAGGUGCCUGCCUUGGCAGAGUGUUAGGAGCGGGUGGGGGGUGGGAGGGAUUGAAUUACUUAAUUAGAGUUGGGUAGAUUAGAUUGGUAGCUGCUGAGACCCUCCCUGAGUCAGGAAGUGGGUGAGAGGGUAGGUGGGGUGGGGAGUGGGGCCUGGGCCCCUGAGUUCAAUCCCCAGCCUCCCUGUCUUCCUUAGGCUUUGGGGCCCCUGAGUUUGAGUUCAAUAAAAACCUUCAUGUGGUAAAA